UGCAGGGCUAUAAUUGAAAUACAAGAUGGCAAGAACCAGCCACAGCAACUAUGUCCUUCAGCAGCUAAACAACCAAAGAGAGUGGGGCUUUCUGUGCGACUGCUGUAUCGCUAUCGAUGAUAUUUAUUUUCAAGCACAUAAAGCAGUCCUUGCUGCUUGCAGCUCCUAUUUUAGGAUGUUUUUUAUGAACCAUCAACACACUACAGCCCAGCUGAAUCUGAGCAACAUGAAGAUUAGCGCCGAGUGCUUUGAUCUGAUUUUACAGUUCAUGUAUUUAGGAAAAAUUAUGACAGCCCCUGCCAAUUUCGAGCAAUUUAAAGUGGCCAUGAACUAUUUACAGCUGUACAACGUACCUGAAUGCCUAGAAGAUAUACAGGAUACGGACUCAUCUAGUUUAAAAUGUUCAUCUUCUGCUUCUAGCACCCAGAAUAGUAAAAUGAUAUUUGGCGUGAGAAUGUAUGAAGACACACUUGCUAGAAAUGGCAGCGAAGCAAACAGGUGGGGCAUGGAGCCGCCAAGUUCGACAGUAAAUACAUCCCAUAACAAAGAGCCUGAUGAGGAAGCUUUGCAGCUAAGCAGCUUCCCCGAACAACUGUUUGAUGUCUGCAAAAAAAGCACCACGUCCAAAUUCUCUCACACAAAAGAGCGUGUGUCCCACUCGCGCCGUUUUGGAAGAAGCUUCACCUGCGAUAGCUGCGGGUUUAGUUUUAGCUGUGAAAAGCUACUGGAUGAGCACGUGUUAACGUGCACUAACAGGCAUUCCUACCAAAGUGCCAGGUACUACGGUGCUGAAAAAAUAGACUUUAAUGAAAAGGACUCUACUUCUAAAAUAAUCUCCGCACAAACAGAAAAAUACAAGGGGGACUCGAACCAAGCUGUGGAUGAUUCUUCGUCUCCUGUGUCAAACGUCACGAGCAGAAAAAGCAGCACGGUUGCCUCCGAGACGUCCGGUGAAGAAGGAAGUAGAGCCUCUGAGAGGAAGAGGAUUAUCAUCAAGAUGGAACCAGAGGACAAUCCUGCAGACGAGCUGAAGGAUUUUAAUAUUAUUAAGGUGACAGAUAAAGACUGCAAUGAGUCUUCCGACAAUGAUGACCUAGAUGAUGAACAGGAAGAGCCGCUGUACAGAUACUAUGUCGAGGAAGAGAUCAGAGAGAAGAGAAGUGCUCGGAAGACUUUAAAACCCCGUUUAUCUAUGGAUGAGGAUGAAAGAAAGUGUUUGAAAAGUCCACGGCACCUUAACAGGAAGGCUCCUUCAGUGCAGGAAGACGUGGAGAAUGCUCCCUGUGAACUUUGUGGGCUAACAAUCACCGAGGAAGACUUGUCCUCUCAUUAUUUAUCCAAACACAUAGAAAAUAUAUGUGCUUGUGGCAAGUGUGGUCAAAUACUGGUCAAAGGCAAACAGUUACAGGAUCACGCGCAGACCUGUGGAGAACCCCAGGAUCUGACCAUGAAUGGUAUCAGAAAUUCUGAGGAGAAAAUGGACUUAGAAGAAAACCCGGAGGAGCAGUCGGAAAUAAGGGACAUGAUGUUUGCAGAGAUGCUAGAGGACUUCAGGGACAGUCACUUCCAAAUGAACAGCCUUCAAAAAAAACAGUUAUACAAGCAUUCUGCCUGUCCUUUCCGAUGCCCUAAUUGCGGUCAGCGUUUUGAAACAGAAAACCUAGUGGUUGAACAUAUGUCAAACUGCCUGGAGCAAGAUCUGUUCAAGAACUCCAUGAUGGAAGAGAACGAGAGGGAUCACAGACGUAAGCAUUUCUGCAAUCUUUGUGGGAAAGGAUUUUAUCAGCGUUGCCACUUGCGGGAACACUAUACCGUUCAUACCAAGGAAAAACAGUUUGUUUGUCAGACAUGUGGGAAGCAGUUCUUAAGAGAGCGCCAGUUGCGGCUCCACAAUGAUAUGCACAAAGGCAUGGCCAGUAGUGAAAUAGGGACUUCUAAGCUUCUGAACAACUGAGAGAACCAGGUUUGGAGAAGACAUGAGGAAGAACUGGUCGGCAAAAGAUUUCAUAAAAACUCAGAACCACGUGUGCCAGAUCUGAAUUGGCACCACCUUUGCUUUUUUGACAUACUGCAGCAAUCGCAAAAGGCACCAAAGCAGUCAAAUUAGAACAUGCAGUAAAAGUUGUUUUGGACUCUUCUCUGUAUUAUAAAACUCACUUCCUUGUGACUAUUAUUUACACCUGUUACGGAGCAGACAGCCAAAAGAGGCAGAUGCCAGGUGUUAAGGGCUGCACUGAAAUGAGUUUGCAGAAUUUGCUAUUCACGUGCUGGAGUGCUCCUUGGCUGAAAUGAGGCUUCUUAGAGUUUCUGUCAAAAACUGUUUAGAUUUUUUAGUUCAAACAUUAGAAGUGUUUACUCGUGAACUAAAAUGUAUGUAUUUUCAGACAGUUACGAUGCUAAACUAUCAAGUGUUAAAAAAGAGAAAAAAAAUUAAUCUGAAGUACAAGGUGAAAAAAAAAAUCCUAAGAACUGAGGACAGAGGGUCCCUGAGGAAGGACAGGAUGGUGAGAAAGAUCCAGCUGACCUGAUUCCCCCUGCUGCCAUGAACAUCAUUUGCAAGCUGAAGAGGACCUUCCAUGGAGCACAGUGCU
Leptosomus discolor (cuckoo roller) is the source of this 2591-nucleotide messenger RNA. It is a transcript of the gene ZBTB1, whose product is annotated as zinc finger and BTB domain containing 1. Gene Ontology annotation, molecular function: protein binding; DNA-binding transcription factor activity, RNA polymerase II-specific. Gene Ontology annotation, biological process: regulation of transcription by RNA polymerase II. Lineage: Eukaryota; Metazoa; Chordata; Aves; Leptosomiformes; Leptosomidae. Gene Ontology annotation, cellular component: nucleus. The record is from RefSeq and is a predicted model, not a curated record.